Messenger RNA from Pseudogymnoascus verrucosus, 324 nucleotides. RefSeq lists its product as uncharacterized. Lineage: Eukaryota; Fungi; Ascomycota; Leotiomycetes; Thelebolales; Thelebolaceae. The transcript has a single exon. Bases 1 to 324 code for a protein of 107 amino acids. The record is from RefSeq and is a predicted model, not a curated record.
AUGGACGCCGCCCCAGCCUCCCCCAGCAAACCAGAACCACUACACCACCCCCACAACCACUACUGGAAAACCACUAAAAAAGGGCGUAUCAUCGAAAACUGGGUGUUAACCAAGGAUAGCGAGGGGAAGACGGUGCGGAAUGUGGAUUUGGUAAAUCCUAAGACGGGGAAGAGGAAAAGGAAGAAGGUGAGACGGUAUGAUAGGUUGCCGGCGCUGGUGAGGAUUGCGAGUGGUGGUGCGAGGAUGGAGAGGGGUGAUGUGGAGGAGGAUGAGGAGGGAGAGGGAGAGGGGAAGAAGAGGAAGAAGCAGUGUGUGGUUAUGUAG